AGCGGUGUGUCAAAGGGGGGAAGAUACAACUUGCUAUAUGAAUCACGACUUGAAAUCUGUCGGAGGGCGGCUGUAACUCCCUGUGGCAUGGAAAAACAUUGAAGACUGGUGCUUUGUUUUGUUGUUGUUGAAAAUAUUUAUUCGUCAUCUUUGAAAGGUCAGAGGUGUUUGUGGAAGGACAGCUCUCUUGGAUCAAGAAAACAAUGGGCGCCCUGCAGCUCCUGAAAUCCCAGUUCGUGUGCCACCUCGUCAUCUGCUAUGUGUUCCUGUUCAGCGGCCUCGUUAUCAACCUGCUGCAGCUCUGCACUCUACCUCUGUGGCUGGUCGAUAAGCAGCUGGCCCGCAGGAUCAACGUCAGGCUGGGCUACUGCAUCAGCAGCCAGAUGGUAGCCGCCCUGGAGUGGUGGUCCGGGACAGAGUGCACGCUCUACACAGACCCGAAGAGCUUUCCUCUGUAUGGUAAUGAGAACGCAAUUGUGGUCCUCAACCACAGUUACGAGAUAGACUUCCUGUGUGGUUGGACCUUCUGCGAGAGAUUUGGAGUUCUCGGGAGCUCGAAGGUGUUAGCCAAGAAAGAGUUGAGUUACGUACCUGUCAUUGGCUGGAUGUGGUACUUCCUGGAGAUCGUUUUCUGCAAAAGGAAGUGGGAGGAGGACCGCAGGACGGUGGCUCAGAGUCUUCAGAACCUGCAGGAUUACCCGGAAAACUUCUGGUUUUUGCUUUACUGUGAAGGAACACGGUUCACGCCGAAGAAGCAUGAGGUCAGCAUGCAGGUGGCUGAGAGCAAAGGUUUACCCAAACUCAAGUAUCAUCUUCUGCCCAGGACCAAAGGAUUCUGGGUAACAGUCCAGAACCUCAGAGGAACCGCUGCAGCUGUUUAUGAUUCCACACUGAACUUCAGAAACAACGAAACACCGACCCUGCUUGACAUUCUGAACGGGAAGAAAUACCACGCGGACUUGUAUGUGAGGAGAAUCCCUCUAGAGUCGAUCCCGGAGGACGAAGCAGAGUGUGCCGCCUGGCUCCACAAACUCUACCAGGAAAAGGACAGUUUCCAGGAGUACUACACACAGACGGGGCGUUACCCCGGGCCCACGAUGAGCCCUCCACGCCGACCCUGGUCCUUGAUCAACUGGCUCUUCUGGUCCUGUCUGCUCCUCUACCCGUUAGGCCUGCUCGUCGCACAGCUGAUCAGCUCCGGAUCGAUACUGACCAUCUUGGCGUCCGUGGUUCUCUGCUCUGCAGCUUCACUGGGAGUUCGCUGGAUGAUCGGCCAGACUGAGAUCGGCAGGGGCUCCAACUACGGGGACAAGGAGGUUCCUCUGAACAACAACUAAAGACUGCCGACCCGCUCAGAACUGCUUCUUUGCACAGCUACUAAUCUGCAAGAUUGCCGGCAGCAGAAUGUGUAAACACUCCUCAGACAGGAUCUGCUGGUCUAACAAGUGCGAACCUGCUUGAAAAGCACAACCCUGCCAGUUUAGCGUUGUCUUAACGGUGCGCUGAAGAAGCUGGAAAAUCAUGAAAUCGGACCGCAGUGGGUAAGCUUCCUUCAGGGAGCUUUCAAAGAAAUGAAUAACAACUUUACCACAUGCUCCUCGAAUCAAAAUGUAAAUAUUUGAAUACAGUCGGGACAAAUACUUUCACUGGUACUCAGGCUGAAAGUCAACCAAGUUGAAAAAUGGACUACCUCUUUGUUUUUAAUGUAAAGCAUAAAAGGCAUUUCGAUGGCAGGAGAUAAUAAAUAUUCUACUUAAAAAAGAAAAAAAAAAAAA
Molecule: messenger RNA, 1775 nt
Organism: Acanthopagrus latus (yellowfin seabream)
Lineage: Eukaryota; Metazoa; Chordata; Actinopteri; Spariformes; Sparidae
Gene: agpat4
Product: 1-acylglycerol-3-phosphate O-acyltransferase 4 (lysophosphatidic acid acyltransferase, delta)
Exons: 9
Coding region: 204-1337 (377 amino acids)
Cellular component (GO): endomembrane system; mitochondrial outer membrane
Molecular function (GO): 1-acylglycerol-3-phosphate O-acyltransferase activity
Source: RefSeq, a predicted model, not a curated record